UCUCAGAGUAUACACACCGCUCAAGAGAGGGUAACCACAUCUCAGGUGGUGUAUAACUAAAUACUGAAGUUAACGAAAGCGCUUUUCUUUCGUGACUGACUACAAGUCUGGACAGAGCGGGAGAAGCGUUCUAAAGAACGUUCAGCUUCGCUCACGAAACAGAAUAUUCUUCAGCGUGACAAGGAGGAGCGCUUUCAAGUUCUGAAGUUUUGACUUGGUUCUGGGACACGCGACCGCUCCGCAGAAUAGAAGUUUAGAAAAGAAAAGGACGUUGCCGCUAUCGCGAAGAACUUCUACUGAGAACAUUUCGCCUAAAACUAGUUAAAUAAGGAACGAGGAAAUAAAACAAUAUUGUGCAGAGACAUUCUAACGCGAGUAGGUGGUUUGUUUUCUAUGUCUACCAAGAUGGAAACUACUUUUUAUGAUGACUCGCUGAACGCUUUUUCUCAGCAUGAUAACACGGGUUAUGGAUACAACCAGAAGCCACUGAAACACAACAUGACACUGAACCUCGGCGACCCAACGGUCACUCUCAAACCUCAUUUACGGGCGAAAGCCAGUGACAUACUGACAUCUCCGGACGUUGGGCUACUCAAACUAGCCUCACCGGAGCUGGAACAACUCAUCAUCCAGUCCAGCAACGGCCUAAUAACCACAACGCCGACUCCGACACAGUUCCUCUGCCCAAAAAACGUGACUGACGCGCAGGAGGGAUUCGCAGAGGGUUUCGUUCGUGCUUUAGCGGAACUCCACCACCAACACAUGCCCAACGUGCCCAGUGUUAGUGUAAGCUCAGCUCCGCAGCCCAGUGUAAACACCCUGCCGCCUGUAUCAUCUGUGGCGAGCGCAGUUGCCUAUAACAACAACGUAGCCAUGCGCUCUGAUUCACCCGUCUACGAGGACCUGAGCACAUUUAACCCGGCGAUCAGCACCAACUCCGCCCCGAGUUACACAACUUCAGCUCCAACUAUGUCCUUCUCAGCUGCCCCGCCGCAGCUCCCUCUGUACGGCCAGUCUACUGCCGCUAUUCCCCGACUGGCAGCGCUUAAAGAGGAGCCUCAAACUGUCCCAGAGAUGCCUGGAGAGACCCCCCCUCUGUCCCCGAUUGACAUGGAAAACCAAGAGCGCAUCAAAGCGGAGAGAAAGAGGAUGCGGAAUCGGAUCGCGGCUUCCAAAUGCAGGAAAAGGAAGCUGGAAAGAAUCUCCCGGCUCGAGGACAAAGUAAAGAACCUGAAAUCUCAAAACUCUGAUCUCGCGUCCACGGCCAACAUGCUGCGCGAGCAGGUGGCCCAGCUGAAGCAGAAGGUGAUGAACCACGUCAACAGCGGGUGCCAGCUCAUGCUUACGCAGCAACUUCAGACAUUCUGAAGGGAGGACAAAAGGGGCAACAGACUGUAACAGAAAUUGAACGAAAGGACAUCGUUUGAUAGCGAGGUUGUAUCUACCGCACCAUUGGUUGUAGGAC
Osmerus eperlanus (European smelt) is the source of this 1465-nucleotide messenger RNA. It is a transcript of the gene jun, whose product is annotated as Jun proto-oncogene, AP-1 transcription factor subunit. Bases 394 to 1368 code for a protein of 324 amino acids. The record is from RefSeq and is a predicted model, not a curated record. NCBI's taxonomy places the organism in Eukaryota, Metazoa, Chordata, Actinopteri, Osmeriformes, Osmeridae. The transcript has a single exon. Gene Ontology annotation, biological process: regulation of cell cycle; regulation of transcription by RNA polymerase II; regulation of cell population proliferation. Gene Ontology annotation, cellular component: transcription regulator complex. Gene Ontology annotation, molecular function: transcription factor binding; RNA polymerase II cis-regulatory region sequence-specific DNA binding; DNA-binding transcription factor activity, RNA polymerase II-specific.